AUGGUUGUGAUGGAGGAAAUCGUGGGACGCGCUGACGGACGCCCGCGAGAAGAAAACUCUGACAAGAGGCAGCAGCCCACCACAUGUGGAGCAAUAUUGACACAGUUGAGCAAUGUUCUUUGCAAUGGGAGCGAAGAUCCUGCCAUCAACGGCAAAGGGAAGGAGGUAGUGGAGGAGGCAGCCAGGUUGGUGAGGGAGUUGAAGGUCAAACUGGGGGAGAUUACUGUCCUACGCCGGGACUGCGAAGCCCUCCCAGCUGAGGAGGCCACCCCCCCAGCGAUUGUGGCAGCCGUCAACACCAGAAUUAUGGAUGUGACAAAGGGAAAGGUGCUUGCAGCAAGAUGUCUCCCCAGUGGAGACAUCAUCCUGACAACCGACGCGAGGGAGACCAGGGAGGCCUUGACUAAGAGCAGCACAUGGCUGGAAGUCUUGGGACAAAAGGCGAAGGCAAAGCACACCCUGUACCCAGUCAUGGUUAAGGGAGUCCCAAUGGGCAACACCAACUGGAAGGAGGAACAGCAAGCCAUCAAGGCAAUUUAA
Histoplasma mississippiense is the source of this 540-nucleotide messenger RNA. RefSeq lists its product with no specific name. Bases 1 to 540 code for a protein of 179 amino acids. Lineage: Eukaryota; Fungi; Ascomycota; Eurotiomycetes; Onygenales; Ajellomycetaceae. The transcript has 2 exons. The record is from RefSeq and is a predicted model, not a curated record.